AUGUUUACAAUUCCACGAUCACAAGCUAAUUUUGAACAAGACAAACAACGUGGAGAUUUAUUUACAUGGACAUUAUCAUUUAAUCAACGUUCAAGUGACGAUCAUUUAGUUACUGAUGAUUUUCUUAAACAUAUGUUAAGUCCAAUUGAAAAUGCCAUACUUGUUUUAUUAAGAGAAUUAGUUGCAGAAUUUAUAUUAACUGAUAAUUCAUCAAAUCCAACAACAUCUUUACUUCGAUCAGUAUGUCAUGAUAAUAGAGUCAGUCGAACACGAAAAGAAUAUGAUAUUGAAACGUCACCAGUUGAAAUAUUUGUUAAUUUAUUACUUUAUAAUAAAGAAGUUUUGGAUUUUUGUGUAUAUACAAAUGUUGAAUCAGAACGUAAAUGUUUAAUAGGACAUUCCAUUCAAAUAUGGAGUAUGUUUCAUCGUCAAUAA
Molecule: messenger RNA, 435 nt
Organism: Rotaria sordida
Lineage: Eukaryota; Metazoa; Rotifera; Eurotatoria; Philodinida; Philodinidae
Source: the annotation of a GenBank genome assembly